GGGGAAAUGUCAUUCUGAUCUCCACUGAAGAGAAACAUAUUUCUCCUUGACUCUAAGAGGGAUUUUUUUAAAAAAGAUGUAUCCUGUUCCUGGUUCCAUGCAUGGAGCAGAGGGAAAUAAUGGACAUCCUAGGAAACUUAUUUCUUUCCUUUUUGUUUUUGGCAUUUCAUUGUUAUGUUCUGGAUUCCUUCUUUCAAUGUUUGUUUUACAGACGUGUCCAAGUGGAGCUUUUGGGGACUGUAAAGCAGCCCUUAAAAUCAUUGGACCUCUACUUGCUCUGGUUAGCUUCGUGUGUAUCAUUCUGGCACAGUCAAAGUCUAAAGACUAUCUCCAAGAAGUGCAGUUGCAAGAUGAUCGAGUAUAUGGCUUUGUCUUUUGCCAGUUUGCCCAGUUCCUUGUCUUUUUAUUUUUAACCAGUGGAAUGCUUAUUAGUUUCCUGGGCAUUUGGAUUCCAGGAUGUAGCUCUGGGUGGCACUACCAACCAUUUAACCAGAGCAGUACAUCUGAUAUCCAAGACUGUGGAUUUCUCUCUGUUCAAACCAUGGGUCCUUUGAUUGUGCUUAUUGGAUUGUGCUUCUUUGUGAUAGCUCACAUCAAAAAGAAGCAAAAUUUAACUCUCACCCAAGAGUCUUCUGUACGUGAAGAAGAGCACCUGAGCCCUGAAUCAUUUCAAGUUACAGUAGGUGAUACUGUCAUGGUGUUCCUACCUCCUCCACCACCUUAUUUUGCUACUGUUCUCCGCAAACAAUAACUCCUAGCCUUGUGACAAGUGACUCGCAUUUAGGGGAAAAUCCUCUCCUUACCACAGCACUUUUGUUCACUAAACACAGAAUACUGAUCUAUCCAGCUCAGUUACUUGCAGGGAGAAUGAG
This is a messenger RNA of Heteronotia binoei (common prickly gecko), 872 nucleotides long. Its product is annotated as transmembrane protein 171-like. The transcript has a single exon. Lineage: Eukaryota; Metazoa; Chordata; Lepidosauria; Squamata; Gekkonidae. The record is from RefSeq and is a predicted model, not a curated record. The coding region runs from base 77 to 751 and encodes 224 amino acids.